Messenger RNA from Propithecus coquereli (Coquerel's sifaka), 2345 nucleotides. It is a transcript of the gene LAD1, whose product is annotated as ladinin 1. Lineage: Eukaryota; Metazoa; Chordata; Mammalia; Primates; Indriidae. Gene Ontology annotation, molecular function: structural molecule activity. The transcript has 10 exons. The record is from RefSeq and is a predicted model, not a curated record. Bases 31 to 1692 code for a protein of 553 amino acids.
CGCACGCGGCGGCGCGGCUCCGGCAGCAGCAUGUCUGUCAGCAGGAAGGACUGGUCCGCGCUGUCCAGCCUGGCCCUGCAGCGGACUCUGGAGGAUGAGGAGGAGCAGCAGCGCGAGCGCAGGCGGCGGCACCGCAGCCUGAGUUCUACCACGGACGACGAGGCUCCCAGGCUCAGCCAGAACGGAGACCGGCUGGCCGCUGCGAGACUGCCGAGCGUGGAGGAAGCGGAGGUGCCUAAGCCCCCACCCCCAGCCUCUAACUAUGAGGACGAGGACGAGGACGUCCAGGCCAUCCUCAGGACGCGGCAGGAGCGGAGGCAGAGGCGGCAGGUGCUGGAGGCCGCGCAGGCCCCCAUCCAAGAGAGGCUGGAGGCAGAGGAGGGAAGGGACAGCACCGGCCCUGGGCAGGCCGCGCAGCAACCCCUGACACCCAAGAAGGAACUGGAGCCCCCACCUCGCCGCAGACUGAGCCGGGAGCAGCGGGGGCCCUGGACCCUGGAGGAGGAGAGCAUGCUGAGCAGGGAGCCAGGAGGCAAGAAGGAAGGGGCUCCAGAGAAGACCCCAGUCCUGGAGAAAUCCUCCGUGCCAGAGAAGACAGCCCCCGAAAAGAGACUAGUCUCAGAGAAAACCUCCAUCUCCGAGACGGUGCUGGCCCCAGGGAAAACAUCCCCCUCCGAGAAGACAGCGGUGUCAGAGAGAAGACACGGGUCGGAGAAGAAGUUGGUUCCAGAAAAAGCAAGUGUCUCAGAGAACACUCCGGCCCCUGAGAAACGAUCUGUGUCCGAGAAGACAGCAGUGACGGAGAAAAGGUCCAUCUCAGAGAAGAUGUCAGCUGUAGAAAAGACAAGUGUCUCAGAGAAGCUGUCGCCCCCAGGGAAGAUGUCAGGCUCAGAAAGGAGACUGGUGUCUGAGAAGGCAUCACUCUUCGAGAAGUCCCUGGCCUCAGAGAGAAGCCCAGCCUCAGACCCCAAGCUGGCCCCAAAGAGGGCAGCGGCCUCGGAGCAGCCCCAGGCCCAGGAGCGGCCGGCCUCGGGGGGAAGCCGGACCGCCACCACGGAGCAGAGGGAAAGGACCCUCCGCGGGAAGAACCCGCCUGCCUUGGCAGAGCAGGGGGCGUCGGACCCUCCCACUGUGGCUUCCCGCCUCCCGCCAAUCACACUCCAGGUGAAAAUCCCCAGCAAGGAAGAAGAUGCAGACACGUCCUCACCCACCCAGCGCACCUACAGCAGCUCCCUCAGACGCUCCAGCUCCAGGACCAUCUCCUUCCGGAUGAGCCCCAAGAAAGACAGCUCCGAAACGCCCUUGACCCGCAGUGCCAGCGUGAGGCUGCCGGCCAGCGCGGCGAGGCUGGGGGAGAAGCUGGAGAGAUACCACACGGCCGUCCAGAGGUCGGAAUCCGUCAAGUGUCCGGGCUCCUCUCGCACGGAGUUCUUCGUGGCACCUGUGGGCGUGGCCAGCAAGCGCCACCUCUUUGAGAAGGAACUGGCAGGCCAGGGCCGAGCGGAAGCAGCCUCCAGCCGCAAGGAGAACUUGAAGCUCUCAGGGGUUGUGACAUCCAGGCUCAACCUGUGGAUCAGCAGGACCCAGGAGUCUGGAGAUCAGGACCCCCAGGAGGCCCGGAGAGAGUCCGCAGCCACCAGCAGGACUCGGUGGGGGAGGAAACCAGACUCCUCCCUGGAUGCCGAGGUGUGACAAGCCCUGCCGAGACAGACCUGCAAACCUGCAUCUCGGGGCCUUCCCGGGCCCUGCCUCCUGCAGCACCGCCCUUCCUCUUAUUGCCCCUGCUCCCUUCCUGCCCCUGGACCUGCCUGGCUGGGGCCUCUGGGGGCAGGAACACCUGUGAGACUCAGCCAGCUCCUUCCAGGCCCUGCCUCUAGGGACAGCGGUACCCUGGCACCCUGUCCUGCUGCAGAUGCUGGAACCCAAGCACCAGCUGGGGGCCCGGCACUGGUGCGUGUCAGCAUGGUGGGGCCUCAGUGUCCUGUCCAGAGAUGUCUCUCUUCCCUGCUCACUUCCAGGUCAGGGCAGGGCAGCUCAAGAACUCCAGGGUCACCUGUCUCAUCCGCUGCCAGCAGGUGCAUCCAUGUGCCCGCGAUGUCUCCCUCUCUGAGCCCUGGCCCACCCCCCUUGGUCCCUGGGGCCUGCUCCCGACCCCUGAAGGUCUCUCAGGCCAGACUGUGAAGGUGCUGCCCUGCGCCUUCCAUGCGCCUCUCCCUGCCUCGUCCCCCGUCCCCGCCCUGGCCUGCUGCCCUGGCCAGGAGCUAAGUGCCUAUUUUGUGCAACCACUUACCCUUUCUUUGAAAAACCUGUUCUCAGGAAGGAUCUGAUAAACUCAUUCACUCUCA